CCCAUAGGUAUCCGUUAUCCCGCCUACACACAAAGCCUCAAAUUCCUCGUCCCAUCAUUCCUCUGUAUUUUCCCCACGGAUAAGUUCAUAACACAUACAGUGCAUAGAUCGUUUUCCAUUACAAAAUGUCCACUUCAUCGGUACGCCGAAUAAAAGAACGCGCCGGCGGAGGCGCCAAAAUUGCCGCAGCCCCCACCGGGAAAAUCUCACCGGGUUCAGGGAAGUCCAUUUCCGCAGGGAAGGAGAAUCCCAGACCAACAUCGCGGGUUCGGGCUGCAACACAGAAGCAUAGCAUAAGGCCCAUGGCCCGGAUAGACAAGUCCCCGGCGGCUCAGGUGGUGGUGGAGCCACGCUCCAGGUGGUCUACUUCGUCGGCGCCCAGAGAUAGGAGCUCUAGCCCCUCCGAGUUUACGAGGGUUUUAUCUGAUUUGAGGAAAAAUUCUUCCAGGGUUUCUCUUGGCCCACCCCAGAGUAAAGUAAGUGGUGUCGGUACGAAGUGUUUGAAUGAGAAAUCCGGUAAAUGUGUUCUUGAGAAAAGGGUUUUAAAAGAUUUGGUAAAAGAUGGGGAAAAUUUAGGUGAGUUGGAGGGGAAUUUUCAAGAAACGGAGAAAAUAGAUGUUAGAGUCGUGAAUAAUGGGACUAUUGAUAGAAAGGAGGAAAGCGUGAGAUCAGUUUUGCGGGAAAGGCAGGAUCUUGAGAAAAGGGUUUCGAAAGAUUUUGCUAAGAAUGGCGGAAAUCUGGAGGAGUUGGAGGUGGAUUUUCAAGAAAAUGAGAAAAUUAAUGUUAGGUUUUCUGAUGGCAAUAGUGGAAGAAAGGAUCACAGUUUGAGCUCAAUUUCGGGCAGAAGCGGGAAUCUUGAGAAUGAAAUGUCUAGUUUAGAGUCUCAUUUGGAAAGUAACAAAGUCCCCGAGGAAGUAAGUAUACAUUCUCACAAAGUUGGAGUUCUGAUUGGUUUGAGUUCACGGGAGUCAAAAAUUGUGAAUAGAGCUAGUGAUCUUCCUGGAGUUAUGAGAGAAAAUGUCCCCGACAAGUGUUCCAGUAAGCUUCAAGAAAAACUUGCCUUUUUGGAAGGUAAAGUAAAGAGGAUAGCCUCUGACAUAAAGAGAACUAAAGAGAUGUUAGAUAUGAAUAAUGCAGAUGCUUCCAAAAUGAUAUUGUGUGAUAUUCAGGAAAAGAUUACAGGGAUCGAGAAGGCGAUGGGUCAUAUUGAUGGUAGUGAUGGAGAUACCAAGAUGGGGUUAGUGAAAAAUGGAGAAAAUCAGGAUGAGAAAGAAACUAAGAAAGUUAUGGAUGCUAAAAGUUUAGUUAAGGGGUUGACUGUUGAAGAACUGGAAGAACGGUUGUUUCCUCAUCAUAAGUUGAUGAGAGAUAGGACCUUGUCAAAGAAAACAUCCGGAGAUUAUCAGACUAAUACAUUAAAAGUAGGUGAAUCGACGAGUACAUUUGACUCUGAUGAGGAGAAAGUAAUUUCUGCCGAUGAUGAGAUUAUUGCUUUGGAAUUCCUGGCUUCUUUGAGUAAGGAAGAAUUUGGUCCAGAGGCAAGUAAGAUUCAUGAAAUGGAUGACUCUGCGACUUCUGUGGCAGAAAGUAGUUCUCUAAAUGUAUUAAAUGACAGAGGUAAUAUUGAUGCUUUGCUGAUGGCUGACGAAAAGCUUAAUGACUUCGACGAUCAAGAGGGAGUGCCAGCCAUGACAUUUGAGGAUGAGGAGGAGGAGGAAGAGAAUUAUACACUUAAGUUGAAUGAUAUUGGAAGCAAGACCUCAACUGGAGGAUGGUUUGUGUCAGAAGGGAAGUAUGUUGUUCUUGCUCAUAAUGAUGGCUCUUGUUCUUUCUAUGACAUUGUUAACUCUGAGGAGAAGGCUGAAUACAAGCCACCUGCUGGAUUCUUACCAAACAUGUGGAGAGAUUGUUGGAUAAUCCGUGCCCCUGGUGCAGAUGGAUGCUCUGGGAAAUAUGUUGUGGCAGCAUCUGCUGGAAAUUCAGUGGAUUCAGGGUUCUGCUCAUGGGAUUUUUACACAAAAGACAUACAUGCUUUUCACUUUGAGAAUGAAACCACCCAUAUAAGAACAGCCGUAGCCCCUUUACCAAACAAAUCUGUGGCUCCUGAAAACCGACAAUGGUGGUACAAACCAUGUGGACCACUUAUUAUAUCAUCAGCUAGUUGUCAAAAUAGGGUGCAAAUUUAUGAUAUUCGCGAUGGGGAGCAAAUAAUGAAAUGGGACUUGCAGAAGCCUGUGUUGGCAAUGGAUUACUCAAGUCCUUUGCAUUGGAGAAACAGAGGGAAAGUGGUAAUAGCAGAAUCAGAAGCGAUUUCUCUGUGGGAUGUCAGCUCUCUUAGUUCUCGGGCAUUGCUGUCAGUUUCCUCAUCUGGUCGUAAAGUUUCUGCUCUUCAUGUCAAUAACACUGAUGCAGAACUAGGUGGAGGCGUUAGACAAAGAAUUAGUUCACUGGAAGCAGAAGGAAAUGAUGGUGUUUUCUGCACACCCGAUUCCAUUAACGUGCUGGAUUUCAGACACCCCUCUGGUAUAGGUCUUAAGAUACCCAAAGUUGGAGUCAAUGCUGAUUCAGCUUUCUCUCGUGGGGAUUCAAUCUACAUUGGAUGCUCUAGCUUAAUGUCAUCCGGGAAAAAGCAGUGCACUUCUCAAAUCCAACAGUUUUCACUGCGCAAACAGAGGCUUUUAUGCACAUACGCCUUACCAGAAUCAAACGCUCAUAACAACCUUACAGCAUUGACGCAAGUUUGGGGGAAUGCAAGCCAUGUCAUGGGAGUUUGUGGACUUGGUUUAUACGUUUUUGACUCCUUGACAGACGACAAACUACCGUUUCUCUCAAUGAAUUACGGCCACACACAAAAUGUCAAAGAAGUUAUCGGACCAGACGACAUGUAUUGUCCGUCUUUUGAUUACUUGGCUUCCAGGAUUCUCAUCAUAUCCAAAGAUCGUCCAGCUCGGUGGAGGUACUUAAGUGUAGACAAUACUUUGAGCCCACAUGGAUUAGGCAAUAACUUAUUGCCUGUUCUUUUCCGUAUUGGCAAUUAGAGAUUUUAAAUUUGCUUCUGCGAUUGUGUGAGAUCCCUUUCAGAUGCAGCUUUGUUUGUAGUUACUGUAUCAUAUAUCUGCUAUUUUUUUUUUCUUCAUUUUCUGUUUUUGAAUGGGAAUUUUGAAGUAAUAAAAAGUUGAUGUUACUGUGAA
Molecule: messenger RNA, 3191 nt
Organism: Sesamum indicum (sesame)
Lineage: Eukaryota; Viridiplantae; Streptophyta; Magnoliopsida; Lamiales; Pedaliaceae
Product: KIN14B-interacting protein At4g14310
Molecular function (GO): protein binding
Source: RefSeq, a predicted model, not a curated record